GUAGGGGGCAAGUGGCUUUUGUGCAAACUCCUUGGCCUAGUUUCUCAAUCUUGAUUAUUGAUGAGUGGCGGAGAAUUACAUAAAACCCUGUUCCCCUGCAGUUCUCUGUACCCCAAUGUACACUAGGCCGGCCGGUUCAUGCAGGUCACAUGGUCAUUUAAUGUCCUCUGUGAAGAUUCAAGUGCAGUCAAAAUUUUGGAAAGUACAUGUAGAGUUCAAUUAGAAGGUCACAGGCAGUAUCAUCCGUCUAGACUUGCUCGGUAUCAGUCGGACAUUGAUUAAGACGGAAAGAUGGCUACAAUUCCCACGGGUACAAUCUUAGCAGCACAGAGGUGUCGUGAGGUACAGCGUCAUCAGAAAUUGGCUUCGCUGCGGUCAGAGCCCAUCGGUAUUGCUGGGUCUCCGAUAGGAUCUCCAGAAUGCACACCUCCGGCUAGCCCAAGAAAAACAGAGUUUGGUGUGAACACAUUUGCCAAGCUCUACCAGCUGAUCCACCCCCGCUCCAUGCCCCAGGAGGGGGAGAUAGGGGCUCCUGGUAGUCCCCGCCAGGGGGCAUCCCAUUCCAAGUUCUCCCAGCUCCUUCACCAUCGCUCCGUAUCCCAUGAGAGUGAUAUGACGUCCCCUCCUAUGAGUCCUACCAGCCCAGGAUUAGAUGCAUCCCAUUCCAACCUUUCUCCCAUCAUGCAUCACCAGGAGACAUCGGUCGGAGGGUCGGCGAGCGGCCAGACCCAGAGCCUGGAGGCGUCACACCACACCUCCUCCAUCACCUCCAUGACGUAGAUUAAGCCUACCCUCAGCAUACAUAAAACCCAACCAAGACGUCGUCGCGCUGCCAGGCACGACCCAACAUACCCACACAGCUCUUUCUCAGAGUGAAACUAGAAAAGGAACCUGUGUUUUGUUGCAAUAUCAUAUAUAUGCUAAAGAUUAUACUUGUAGAAAUGCCAUGUUGUGCACUGUAUGGUGCUUUAGUGAAGACCCCUAUUAGGGCAUUGAUUUGUGUGUGUGUGUGUGUUGUCUGUGUAAAUUUAAUAUAGUGGAUAUAUAAUGAUGUUUUUUAAUGGCAGUUAUAGAGUUCAUUUUCACUUUAAACAGUAACAUCUUUUUCUAUCAUUGUGCUAUUGAUUGCUAUAAGGGCCCCAUAGCUUUUUGAACUAUUUGUGGCAGAUAUACCACCCAAAGAGUUUGUUUGCCCGGUCUGAGUGACCCUAUAAUUUGAGUUAUCUCACAGAAAGUGUUGGCAAUAGAGGGCAUAGUCUACCACAAGUUGGCUUUUGGACAAAUAAGAGCUUCAGCAGAUGCAAUUAUUUGAGUUCUUUAUUAAAGCUGGGAAUAUACAUGGACUGUAGUGCCUUAAACUUCCUGACAUGUCAUUUUGCAGAAGAACAAAUAGGGGCUACCCUAGGUAAAUAUAAUGUUAUGAUUAUUAUAGUAGAUAUAAAAUAUAUUUUUGAUAUUUAUGGUGUGUAAUCUAAGUCACACAUUCUUCUAUAAAAAUAAGAAUAAUUGGAUGUCAGAGUACGGGCUCUAAAGAAGACUUGUGGAAAUCCUGAAAAGGAUUUGAAAGAAUAGAGAUUUUAUCCGUACAGUGCAUUAAUAAAGGGGGAUGCGACAUACUUAAUUUUUUCGCUUUUUAAAAGGUGAGUCAUGGAUGCGGGUGUUCUCAAUUCGAUGUCACCCCUUGCAAAGAUAUGAUUUUCUGAAUGCCACUGCUUAUGUAUGUCUAGAAUCAAUACCAUUCUUAGCCAAUCUGUGUGGAUGGGUAAUGAAUCUUAGAAUUAGCUGUAUGUUCAAUAGGCCCCUGCUUGGGUCUAUAACUGCAUCAUGAGUGAGCCCUCUAUCAUUCCUUUCUGAACGGACAAAUAUUUUUUGAAUUUGUGGCGUUGAUUAACAUCACCAACUGUCAUAUUAGGGUCACUCAGAAAAAAUCAUGCUUUUCUGAAUAUUCCAUUAUCAUCAUGUUUCUAAUAUCUUUCUGUUUUCUAUAGAAAGUUUUUCUCUUUUACGAUAUUGAAUAAAAAAAAAUGGAAAUUGUAUUAUGCAUGUACAGUAUAUGAAAACAUGUCAUGUGAUUGUGAAAUAGAUUGCAAGUAUUUGUUUGUUGUUCUUUUAAAAGCGAUGUGAUACUAAUUAUCAAGUAGAUCAUGUUGGUAAUUAUCCAAAGUUUGAACAUAUUAUGCAUUCCACAUGGUUGUGCGAACCAAUUAAUUUAUCAAGAUGUUGCAGAAUGUGAAAUCAUGUUAAAAUGAAACUUUUCUGAUGGUAUAAAAGGUGUUUUGGGGCCAUA
Messenger RNA from Lytechinus variegatus (green sea urchin), 2287 nucleotides. RefSeq lists its product as uncharacterized. NCBI's taxonomy places the organism in Eukaryota, Metazoa, Echinodermata, Echinoidea, Temnopleuroida, Toxopneustidae. The coding region runs from base 292 to 780 and encodes 162 amino acids. The record is from RefSeq and is a predicted model, not a curated record. The transcript has 3 exons.